Messenger RNA from Talaromyces amestolkiae, 1830 nucleotides. RefSeq lists its product as uncharacterized. Bases 1 to 1830 code for a protein of 609 amino acids. Gene Ontology annotation, molecular function: DNA binding; zinc ion binding. Gene Ontology annotation, biological process: DNA-templated transcription. Lineage: Eukaryota; Fungi; Ascomycota; Eurotiomycetes; Eurotiales; Trichocomaceae. Gene Ontology annotation, cellular component: nucleus. The record is from RefSeq and is a predicted model, not a curated record. The transcript is spliced from 5 exons.
AUGCAAGUUGCUAGCGGAAAGCGAAAGGUGUCGGCCUACGCAGUUCAGCAGGACGAGCCAGCGGCUAGUCAUAAGGAAACCGAGCUACGCAGGUUCGACAGGGCUGGUCUGUUAUCUGACUUAAAUGACGUCAAAAGUCCUACGAAUAACCUAGAGGCUUCAUCGUUAGCAGGGGUAUUUGGCUAUUCCGAGGAUAGUCACACUAAUACCCUAGCCCUUUUACAGACAAGACGAUCAUACUACGAAGAAGGCUUUGAUGGUAAAAGCCAUGACCUAUCAAGAGAGAUUGUGGCAGAUGCUCAGCAGAUUCUGCAUAGCAUGCCUGAGCGUCCAAUCUUGGAUUUCCUCAUUAGACACUUUGUAGCUGAAGUGAAUUGGAUUGACCAGCUAAUCUACCUUCCGUGGUUCCUUGAACAAUAUCAACUCUGGUGGACCAGCCAAAAACAUUCAUCAGUAUUCGACCUAGAGUUCGCAGUCGCCAUUCUGAGAAUAUGUUCUUACACGUCCGAGUUUCUCCCUUCCAAAUCUUGUGUGAUCGAGAAUAUUCGUGGAAUGGACCUCGCAGACAUCCGCCAGGCGUGCGACGAUGUUGCUGACAAUAUUGCAAAGAAAUGCACCUACAUUAACCCUAAAGGGAGUCUGCUUCGUGUACAGCACCUUUCUUUUGCGGGACUUAAGUGCCGUUGCGAGGGACGUAUUAAUGAUUUCCGAGAUAAUCUCAAGAGUGCGAUACAGGUUGCUCAGAAUAUCGGAAUUGACAAGGAUGAUACAGAGGCAUCCUCUGACAGGGGAGAAUUGGAGAAGGAAAUGCGACGAAGGGUAUUCUGCAACUUGUAUAUUUGGGACAGGCAGCUGGACCGCAAUUGCAUUUACCCAUAUUGCCUGAAUCCUGGAAACAUGCCACGGAUGCACCUAGGUUCCCAUCUCGAAGAAAACAAGGAUCUAGAUGAAUUCACAGAACGUCUUUUGCAAGCCCGUUUGGCCAAUUUCUGGAAGACUGUUCGGGUUGAUUGCAAUCAUGGGCAUGACCUGGUUGGUGCUGAGGAGCGGUAUGAAAGAUUCUGCAAUGAAUACCUCGCAAACCUUCCAUCUGCUUUUGCCUUGAAACCCAACAUGCAGUGGGAUACGCAGCUUUCCAUACUCCCAAAGCAACGAGAACUUUUACAUAUCUCUAUCUUUGAGUCUCUUUGUUAUAAUUUCCGGUCAACACUGUUACAAAAUCUACGCCAGGCUCAAAACUUACCCGAGUACAAGCAGGUUCUACUACUAUCCCAGCGAAGACGCCUCGCGAUUGCGGCAUUGCAUGUUCUCACGUCUGCUUCGGCACUACAUGCGCUAAUGAGCGGCUCUCAAACACGUCUUCCAGACAUUAUUCGACCGACAUUGGAAGCCGCGGUACUCCUGGUGAACCUUUCUCUUGAUCAAAGUUUGUUUGAAGGAGUUGGUAAUAGGCGUUACAGCCCAUCAAGUAUAGAUCCCCUUGAAGCUGGCAUGACCUACCUCACGCUAGAGGAGUGCAUCUCGGCUAUUCGUGGUGCACUCGCCCGAUUACAGAUAUUAGCGGAAGUCAGUCACAUGGCAAAAAUAAGUGCUCAAGCUCUCUCACAGCUCCUGCAAAGAACGAUAGAUCGGUCUGGGCCAGUACAACCGAGAGCAAGACCGUCAUAUCUGGCUAACGAAGUUGGUGGUCAUCAGUCUAAUACUGAAUUAAAAACCAAGGAUUUAACCGCAAAUUCAGAAUCACGUCGAGGGUUUUUACCUGGUACGGCCAUGGCCACUGAUCUUGAUUACUCGGACAUGAACUCGGAGGAACUAGAUUCUGGGCUUUGA